This is a messenger RNA of Dreissena polymorpha, 591 nucleotides long. RefSeq names its product NACHT domain- and WD repeat-containing protein 1-like. The coding region runs from base 1 to 561 and encodes 186 amino acids. The record is from RefSeq and is a predicted model, not a curated record. Lineage: Eukaryota; Metazoa; Mollusca; Bivalvia; Myida; Dreissenidae. The transcript is spliced from 4 exons.
AUGACGCAUAUUUCUCUGGGCUGCAGGUUUCUCGGUACAACAGUGGAGAGUUCUUCCGUACUGCCUCUGCUACAGAGUCUGGUGCAACAACUGAGUAUGCUGGGAAAUCAAAGCCCACGAAGCGGCCUGCUGUCGUUUGACGAAGCCAUGCUUUGGCGCUCGUUCGACCCGCCGUCACGGACAGUACUGCAGACGACAGUCCGUACCUCAGUCGACUUCCUGUUCAGUCGUCUGGAGAAACUGCACAGCCGGAUAUUGGUGUGUCGCGCCUUGGGAUAUUUUACCUUAGCCAAUCACGGAAUCACCGAGGCGGAGCUUGAUGACGUGUUGUCCUGCGAUGAUGACGUAUUAAAUGACGUCUACACCUACUGGACACCGCCCAUGCGCAGACUGCCCCCUCUACUUCUCGUGUGCAUACGGGCGGACAUCGACCAAUAUGUCGUUGAGCGCGGUGCAGACGGUGCGCGCGUGUUGAACUGGUACCACCGUCAGUUUACGGAAGCUGCGCACGAGCGCUACUGCGCAGAUUAUGCGCAGAAAAGCGUCUCCAUAGCAACCUAGCUGAUUUCUUCGCGGGAACCUGGGCCAAUG